AUUUGGACCUCAACGGAACUAUAUAGUUUAGCUAGUUUUCGUUGCAGGUUUGUUUUGUAUAUCACUCAUAGGAAUAGCACUCUUAUCCAUACAUUAGUCAUAUUAGCCAGACUCAGCUCCAUCAUUUUGCAUACCCGUUAAUCUACUUUCAUAAUGGACGGUUCCAGUUACGAAGACAAGCAGUCCCAGACUGGAGAAAACUCCCACUUAGCCUCUACGGCUGUCUCCAGUUCACCUUACGAACAAAGUCAGGAGCAAACCACUACCCAAGCCAGAUGGCACUCUUUUGUAGACUCCUUCAAGCCAGCUAUAGAAACCGAGGUAUUGUCGAAGAAUAAGCGCUACAAUGAUAAUGAAGACGAAGAAGCUGACAUCUCGGAUAUCCAGAGAAUCAACAUCAACACCUCCAAAUCUCAUUUGAAGAGAAAGUUGAAGAACAGACACUUGCAAAUGAUUGCAAUUGCUUCUGCUAUUGGCCUGGGUUUGCUCAUUGGUACUGGUUCCGCCUUGAGCACUGGUGGACCUGCUGGUAUCUUGAUUGCCUGGGCAUUGACCGGUGCCUCUAUUCUCUGCACUAUCCAAGCCAUGGCCGAAUUGGCUGUGACUUUCCCUAUCAGUGGCUCAUUCAACGUCUAUGCCAGCAGAUUCAUCGACCCCAGUGUAGGCUUCUCUGUCGCCUGGAACUACUUCUUCCAGUUCUUAGUAUUGCUUCCUUUGGAAUUGGUUGCUGGUUCCAUCACCAUGAAUUACUGGAACACCUCCAUCAAUCCUGACGUAUGGGUUCUUAUCUUCUACAUUGUCGUAUCUUCAAUCAACUUUUUUGGUGUCAGAGCCUACGGUGAAGCUGAAUUUGUGUUUUCUACCUUGAAAGUUCUAGCCGUUAUUGGCUUUAUAAUUGUGUCUAUCGUCUUGGCUGCUGGAGGUGGUCCGAAUGGCCAGUAUCAUGGCUCUCUUUACUGGCACAACCCAGGUCCAUUUGCCAAUGGUUUCAAGGGUGUAGUCAGUGUCUUCAUCACUGCUGCUUUCAGUUUUGGUGGAACAGAGUUGGUGGGUCUUACUGCUGCUGAAGCAGACCAGCCUAGAAAAUCUCUUCCAAAGGCUACCAAGCAGGUCUUCUGGAGAAUCCUAAUGUUCUACAUGGUGUCGUUGACUUUGAUCACUUUCCUUGUUCCAUAUACUUCCGACAGAUUGUUGGGAGCAUCUUCUGUUGAUGUCACUGCUUCACCUUUCGUUAUUGCUAUCCAGAACGGAGGAAUCAAGGGCUUACCAUCAGUGAUGAAUGCUGUUAUCCUUAUCUCUGUCAUUUCAGUUGGUUCAUCUUCUGUUUAUGCCACCUCUAGAACAUUGACUGCCUUGGCUGAACAAGGUUUGGCUCCAAAGAUUUGUGGAUAUGUUGAUAGAGCAGGUAGACCUUUGGUGGCCAUCAUUAUUACCAACAUCUUUGGGUUGCUCAGUUUCAUUGCUGCCAGUGGUAAGCAAGCCGAAGUGUUCACCUGGCUCUUAUCUAUCUCAGCUAUGAGUUCCAUCUUCACCUGGUUAUCCAUCUGUCUUGCACAUAUCAGAUUCAGAAGAGCAUUGGCUUCCCAAGGUAGGACGACUGAUGAGUUGUCCUUCACCUCCCAAACUGGUGUUAUUGGUUCAUGGUUUGGAGUUGUUUUGAACACCCUUGUGAUUAUAGCCGAGUUCUGGUUGUCCCUUUUUCCUUUGGGCGAAUCACCCAACGCUGAGGGCUUCUUUCAGACUUAUCUUGGUUUUGUGAUCUUGAUUGUUUUCUAUGUGGGCCACAAGAUCUGGAGAAAGAACUGGAUUUUGUUUAUCAGGGCCAAGGAUAUUGACGUAGACUCGGGAAGAAGAGAAGCUGAUAUUGAAGCUUUGAAGGAAGAGUUGGCUGAAGAAAGAGCUAUUUUGAGAUCCAAGCCUUUUUACUACAGAGUGUACCACUUCUGGUGUUGAAAUUUCGCAGCCAUUAAAUUUUCAACUUAUAAAGGCAAUUGUAUUAUAGUGUACCAUAGACAAUAAAAGUACUUUCAAUG
This is a messenger RNA of Scheffersomyces stipitis CBS 6054, 2033 nucleotides long. It is a transcript of the gene GAP5, whose product is annotated as Gap5p. Bases 154 to 1953 code for a protein of 599 amino acids. Gene Ontology annotation, molecular function: amino acid transmembrane transporter activity. NCBI's taxonomy places the organism in Eukaryota, Fungi, Ascomycota, Pichiomycetes, Serinales, Debaryomycetaceae. The record is from RefSeq and is a predicted model, not a curated record. Gene Ontology annotation, biological process: amino acid transmembrane transport. The transcript has a single exon. Gene Ontology annotation, cellular component: membrane.